CCUCCCUCUCUCUCUCUCUCUCUCUCUCUCUCUCUAGCCCUGCGGUGCCUGUGUGUGUACAUAUAAGCACCAUCUCGCCGCUCCAACUUGCGAAGAACACACCGCCCAACACUCUUCUUCUUCUUCUUCUUCUUCUUCUUCUUCUUCCUCCUCCUCUUGGGUGCACGAAUGGAAGGUUUCAAUGCGGGGUCGUCCUCCACCUGCUCCUCCUCCGACUCGGACUCUUCCCUGUCCAACAACGCCGCCGCCGCCGCCAGGCCGGACCGGAUCAAGGGCCCGUGGAGCGCCGAGGAGGACCAGGUCCUGACCCGCCUCGUGGGCCGGUACGGCCCCCGGAACUGGUCCCUCAUCAGCCGCCACAUCCAGGGCCGCUCCGGCAAGUCCUGCCGCCUCCGCUGGUGCAACCAGCUCAGCCCCGCCGUCGAGCACCGGCCCUUCUCCCCCGCCGAGGACGAGGCCAUCCUCGCCGCCCACGCCCGCUACGGGAACCGAUGGGCCACCAUCGCCCGCAUGCUCCCCGGGAGGACCGACAACGCGGUCAAGAACCACUGGAACUCCACCCUCAAGCGGCGGCUCCGGGAACGGCAGCCGGAGCGCCACUCGGGCGGCGGCGGCGGCGCUGGCGGCGGCAGCUCCGGCCCCGCCGGCUGGUGCUGCGCGGGCAACGGCGACGACGAGGACCCUUUGACGGCGUUGACCCUGGGGCCGCCGGGGGGAGCCGGGGACGCGGCGGCCGCGGCGGCGGAGGAGGAGGGGCGGAGGAGGGAGGGGCUGCCGUUGCCGGAGGGCCAGUUCUGGGACGCCAUGAGGGACGUGAUUGCGAAGGAGGUGAAGGAGUACAUGAGCUCAGCCAUGGCCGAGAGCGAAGAGACGGGUGCGGCGUUCCAUUGAAGCGGGGGGGUUUCCUUUCCGUUCAUCUAACCGAGAAAUGAGAAUUAAAAAGUGUAAAUACAAUUCCGAUAAAUAUGUGGUACGAAGGUGUACGACGUUUCCAAAAUUUUUAUUUACCGAAGCUGUAGUUUAACUUAAUUAAUACUGCUUUUCCUU
Syzygium oleosum is the source of this 1047-nucleotide messenger RNA. Its product is annotated as transcription factor MYB73-like. Gene Ontology annotation, molecular function: DNA-binding transcription factor activity, RNA polymerase II-specific; RNA polymerase II cis-regulatory region sequence-specific DNA binding. NCBI's taxonomy places the organism in Eukaryota, Viridiplantae, Streptophyta, Magnoliopsida, Myrtales, Myrtaceae. The record is from RefSeq and is a predicted model, not a curated record. Gene Ontology annotation, biological process: regulation of DNA-templated transcription. The transcript has a single exon. Gene Ontology annotation, cellular component: nucleus. Bases 169 to 891 code for a protein of 240 amino acids.